This is a messenger RNA of Rana temporaria (common frog), 1561 nucleotides long. It is a transcript of the gene C9H6orf136, whose product is annotated as chromosome 9 C6orf136 homolog. The transcript has 6 exons. Bases 106 to 1194 code for a protein of 362 amino acids. Lineage: Eukaryota; Metazoa; Chordata; Amphibia; Anura; Ranidae. The record is from RefSeq and is a predicted model, not a curated record.
CUGUCUGAAAUUUGCUUCCCUGUGUGGGUGCUGGUUGUCCUGCGCGCCCUGUGUGUCUCCCUUCAGGCACCGGUUCCUGUGAGGUGACGUCGCGCCGGUGACCGGAUGGCGCUGUGUAUGAGGAGGCUCCGAGGGGCCCCGGGGCUGGGCGGCAGGUGGAAGAGCGGGGUGAGGGGAGCCGGGGGAGCGGCUGUGAGACUCCGGGAAGGGAGCCGGGUCCACGAUGUCAUCUUGUUCCAAGAAUUGCGUCCCUUGCCCAGAACCAGCACUCCUGCUAGACGACCAGUACCUCCAAAAGCCAUUGUUGUUUCACCAAGUACCAGGCCUUUGGGCAUUGAACUGUCCUCAUCAACUUCUGAGCAGAACAGGUCUCUGCAGCAACUAAAGGACAUUAUAAUCCAAAGUAAACUACCUCCAAAACCAAUUUCCCAGUUCUUACACAGUGCAGAGCCCAGUGACUGCUACCCUCUUGGCAGGGAAUGUGGGUAUCUUAGCAGUGCACAGUUGGACUGUUUCCGAAGUCUCUUUGAACCUGGAUUGUGCAGGACCCCUUACCAAGCGCUGGCAUUUCCCACACCAUCAGCUAAAGAAGGUCUCUUGGAGUUUACCCUCAGUGGCAAAACUAAGGGCAGUCAGGCUACCGGGAGCAACCAGCCCAGUAUGGAAGAGCAUCUGGCGGUAAUGCAUGAGAAGCUGAGGGAGGAGCUGCCAAGGUUCUUCUGGAAACCAGCAAAUUAUUCUUUAUACAGAAAAGAUGUGGAGUUUAUCAGUAGCAUAUUUCAUGUGCACUCACGUGGUCUGGUUAAGUAUCAGCUCUUCCUGACCUUCACCCGGAUGCUGAUGUUGAUGUAUUAUAGCAACUGUCAUAUCUCCGUCUUGAAACUUACAUCUCACCCAGAGACCAACAGUAUCCAUGCCCGCUGGUCCUUCACUGGCCUCCCACUGCACUCUAUCUUUCUCUUCCUUUUUAAGAGUGAUAAGAAUGAGCUGUACAGGACAUAUGAUGCUUUUUCCACUUUCCAGCUUGCACCUGAUGGUCUCAUAUGUUUACAUAAACUAGAACGGGUGAUGCCAUCGUCGCCACUCACUGUAGCCAAGAAGACUAUAUUGGCUGCUGCAUUACUUGCUUUGGGACUGCAUGAUCGACCCGCAUUAAAUCUACUCUCCACCCCUAAAAUGCCUCAUGAACUGUAACCUCUGUUGAGCUGGGAGUGUAUUUUGUGCUGCUGCUGCCCUUUUAGCAAGUUCUACAUAGUAUAAAGAGACUGUGCCUGGAGCUGCCACCUCCUAGAGGACAGAGACCAGAUGUUGCAGAGCCAAUCUAGCAGGCCUUAGUGCAAUGUAACAUGUCACUGGAUGACUCCACUAUCAAACAUGUCUCUUUUCGAUCUGGCCUGUAUGUUGUUAUGGGAUCCUAACUUUAUCUGUGUCUGAGCCCAUUAUGAGGUAGGCAGUUUACCUGAUUGCACUGCUGUGUCUGCAUGCGCAACCUGGACCUUGCCUGUGGAUGUGUAACAUAUACUGUAUAUAAUUAAAUUAUAACAACAUUUUUGUUUCUCAG